UAAAACACACACAUUUCUGACUCCUUUAAUAGUUACAGAUAGCAAUGGAUACAGUACAAAGGUUGGUGGCUGAAAAGCCUGUUGUGAUCUUCAGCAAGAGCACUUGUUGCAUGAGCCACUCCAUCAGGUCACUCAUAUGUAGCUUUGGGGCAAACCCUGCAGUUUAUGAGAUCGAUAAGAUACCAAAUGGACAGCAAAUUGAGAGGGCAUUACUGCAGCUGGGGUGUCGGCCAAGCGUACCGGCUGUGUUCAUAGGGCAAGAACUCAUUGGUGGUGCCGAUGAGGUUAUGACUCUCCAAGUCAAGAGCAAGCUUGUCCCACUGCUUAUAAGGGCUAAAGCUAUAUGGCUUUGGAAUGGAAAUUAAGUACUAGACAGUUCUCAAUUUCCAUUUUUGGGUAUAGUAAUAAACUUGAACUGAGAACUGGCAACGUCACCCCCCUCCCCCGCGUCCUUUUCUUCUUCUCCGGGCGGUGCUUUUUGUGUUAAACUCCUUUCUUCUUUAACUUUAACUAUGUUCAAGAGAGA
Molecule: messenger RNA, 526 nt
Organism: Quercus lobata
Lineage: Eukaryota; Viridiplantae; Streptophyta; Magnoliopsida; Fagales; Fagaceae
Product: monothiol glutaredoxin-S6-like
Exons: 1
Coding region: 45-365 (106 amino acids)
Source: RefSeq, a predicted model, not a curated record